This is a messenger RNA of Cottoperca gobio, 741 nucleotides long. RefSeq names its product ribonuclease H2, subunit C (gene rnaseh2c). The transcript has 5 exons. Gene Ontology annotation, cellular component: ribonuclease H2 complex. The record is from RefSeq and is a predicted model, not a curated record. The coding region runs from base 121 to 531 and encodes 136 amino acids. Gene Ontology annotation, biological process: RNA catabolic process. Lineage: Eukaryota; Metazoa; Chordata; Actinopteri; Perciformes; Bovichtidae.
AAGAAACCCGCCAAACAUAUCUUGCAUCGUAGAAGAAGACGCUUUCGUCCAAUCACACGCAGCCACUGGCGCGAACCGGAAAUUUAAUUUGACAAACGCGUUUGGAAAACUGCUAAAAGGAUGUCCUCUAACACCAGUGUUACUCGAGUUCUUGUGUCAUCUGUGGGCGAGGCACAGCGAGUCCCAGUCCACCUCAUGCCCUGUGAGAUCGAACACAAUGGGCCGGCCCAGGUGUCACAAUACCUCACUGCUACCACAAAAGACUGCAAACUAGAGAAGACGGUGUCAUUCAGAGGGCGUGGGUUGAAGGGGCAGGAGCUCAGCUGUCCAAAUGGCUACACUGGCUUGGUGCUGAAAGAGAUCAACAAGUCCGGCUCUGACCAAGAGGACAGGACGGUGAAGGUAUCCUCUGUGUUUGACAAGCUGACCUACUGGAACCUGGAGACGCCUCCGAACUCUGACGAUACAGUUGUAAUGGCGAUGGAUUGGCCAGAGUUGGCUGAGGCGAUCCACGGACCAGUAGAAGACUGAACAGAGAGACAAAGCUUUGUGCCUAGAGGUGGCAGGUUGGUGUCACCUCUGUGAAUGUUUGUUGAUUACUGGCCACAGGCAGUGAAGGUAAUGCUACGGGUUCAGUGCUAUUCAGUUACUAUUGCAGAAUAAUAAGUAACAGAUGUUUUUAUUUUUGUAUAUUUUCUUUUGCAGUCAAAUAAAGAAAACUAAAAGAUAGUGUUUACUGAC